AUGAGACAGGUCUCGACAGGUCUCCUGUUCCUCGUCUUCUCCCUCCUCAACCGCCCCCCGCCCACCACCACCACCACCACCACCACCACCACCACCACCACCACCACCACCCUUACAACCGCCUUCUUGCUUCAACCACGGCAGCCACACAGGCAGACAGCGCAGAACGUAGGUGCGAUUGACAGUCACUCGUCAUGAUCCAUAAAAACAGAUUUUCACACAAUUAUGUCUGGGGGAAAUCUUGCAUAUUCGACCAGCACCACUGACCAGUACAAUUAUGGGAAUGUUGGGGAGGGGAGGGGAGGCAAGGGCUGUUGUGUGGGGGCGGGGGUUAGUGGCUGCGUCGUACGCUACUGAGGCGUACCGGCAAUUGCGCAAACAAGUUUCCCAUCAGUCAGGCGUAAUUGAUGAAGUGACAAAAAGACCCAAAUAUUUCCUUCUCUUACAGUGCAUAUGCACAUAUACUGUGUGCUCCGAAAGUUAUAAAAACUUGGCUAGAAUUUGUCGAUACGCUCUCAAAUGAGGAUAUUGUAUGGGUGGGGUUACAACAUUGAUAUUCAGAGAAGAAAGUCCCAAAUAAAUUCCUACGCGGUAACGUGCUGGCCUUUGUCUGGGUACCCUUCCAGACAUCUGUAUAAGUUGCCCUUGAAGAGCGAAACCAGCAUCUAAGCAAUGAAAGCAUUUGCCAGUGGUGUUUGAGGUCCGUACGACUAAUUAUGCUGUUACAACUCUGUUAUACAACUUUUGUCUUCUUUGAGACUGGUCCUUGAGAAAAUGGUUUGUAAAAGUCAUAAGAAUUUUCGAGCCGCUGGCGUGAUUAGAGAGGCAGCCUUCAGUAGAACACCGAAAUUGGUACGUCCCGUAUUACAGGCAACCGUGCGUUACAUUCCAGAAGGAGUUAGGGAUAAUGUAAGGGUUUGCAUUGUGUGGGAUGGGGUUGUAGUGAGAGGAAGGUGUAGAGUAAGGACAAGGAAAUAGGUGUUGCCCCCUGGAAUUUAGCGCAAGGCCAACUGUACUACGGAGGAUACUUGUUCUCCCGUCCAACCUCGUCUUAUAUCCUCUAGGGUUAUCGGUAUCGCUUAAAAAUUCAUAACAUAAUCCAUACACGCAUUAUAAUAUCCCAUGAACACGUAGAAGCCACGUUUUUGGGACAUAAACGACUCUGGUAGUCUGUAUUUUGGAAACAUUAGCAACAAAUAAACACCUCGGUUGUUUUAAAAUAUACAGGUAUUAUUGUGUAUACGUUCCUAUUUUAAGUAACAUAUUUUGAUAUGUGUUUGAUGAGCAUAAGUUGUCAACAUUGUGCAUUAGGGGCAUCGAAACUCAAUCGAAAUAAACUACUUAAGCAGUGGCAUUUUCAAUUGUUAUUGCCCCAGUUGGCUGAAAAAAUGCAGUUACAAGUUGCUGCUGGUGUUUUGUGGGAAUUAACCUGGCCAUAUCUCCCAUGCUAACCAGUUUAGGAGCCCCAUCAAAGUAGGCCUUUUUGUUUGGUGUCUACAAAAAUUUAAUCAGUUUUUCGCACGCUUUGCCCGUUAACAGGGUAGAGUUCCCUUCAAAAUGGGCCCACUGACCUUUUUGAGUUCAGGCCCACAUCUGACAUGAUAAUAAUAUAAAGAAUUAGACAAAACACCUGUCUUCACCAUUUUUUUAUGGGGAGGGACGGGUGGGUUAGCGAUGCCGAAAGUUCAAACGUCCUGAAGUGAAAGGCCUCCCAGAAAGUGAAGAGGAACUGACGUUUUGUGGAAACGGGAGACUGGGGCCUUUGCUGAAACAUCCGCUGUUUUCCCGAUAAAACGUGAUACCUUCCUGGGCAAGCCACAUCGAAUCUGUAUUUUGAAGCAGCCAGUGUUACUUUGCCUUAACCACGUCAUGCUAUACUCCACAGACGCUAAAUGAAAUAUCCAAAAUGUAUAUCAAGAAUAAAGUGAAUGCUUAAUGACGUUUUCUCUGCGCUUAAAGUUUUGUCGAACCAAAUCGAUUCGUCAAAUAUUUCGAGCUUUCAUGUGAUUCGCCCUUACGCCUCGCGCGGUCACUCUUAACUAAAUUGAAUUAUGCGGAGGGCCAAAUGACCUAUUUUUAAGUAUCCCGCUCGUGACAGAAAGCUCAGCAGCUGUCCAAACGGCAGUCACACGGUUUUGAAAAGUUUCUUCCAUAACUCGCUGGCGAAUUCGGCGAGAAGGAGAGACACUGCUGCUGCUCUCAGCUUUCUCGACAGACAUACAGCACUAUGUAAUCAUGCAUCCUUGCUCCAUUUCAGGAGAGAAGCCUUUUACUUGCGAGUUCGACGGCUGCGACCGGCGUUUUGCCAAUAGCUCGGAUCGCAAGAAACACAUGCAUGUGCAUAUGAAUGACAAGCCCUACUUCUGCAAGUUCAAGGGUUGCGACAAGAGCUACACUCAUCCCAGCUCCCUCCGCAAGCAUAUGCGAGCACACUAUGCCUCGCCACUGCUCCUCCUUCGAGACGAUCUUCCAGAUCUUUGUGCUGCGGUGUCGUCUGUAGAUGACGACUUAUACAGCCCCUGUAAGCCCGACCUGCGGAGAGAAAAGGGUACAAACCGGACGGAGAGAGUGGAGGAGAGUGACGAUGACGAGGAGGAGGGCGGCGGCUACGGCAAAAUCGCUAAAUAUUCCAAAUGCACGGAGGAUCAUAAUCCAUCGCUGCCGCGCGCAACCCAACAGCAGCCGAGAUUCCUCCAGACGGCAGAGGCCCUCUUCCUCCGGCGGAACCGAAGACGGCGUCCCCCUCCCGACGGUCCUCCCACCGCCAGAAGCCUCGAGGACUGGCGUAACACAAACGGCCUCCCCUACGAGGGCUCACCGGACCUUCAGAUCUUGGCUCCGCGUGGGUACGGUCGUUCGACCCCUCUUGCCACGGCUCCGCCCUACAGAACAAAUCCCUAUCCCUCUGAGGCAGAGAAUGUGAUCACGUCAAGGCGUCUCAGCCGAUCACAGAUGGAGGCAGAAGGGGAACAGGGAUUUGUUCAGACUAUUGCACAAGUAUCAACAGCGGCUGCAGCCUCAGUGGCUGUGCCCGAUUUCUAUGAGAAUAACAUAUUCCCCACCGCCUACGCAAACCUGAUCUCACCUCAGCAGAAGUUCUUGCCUGCUCAGUCAUCCCAAACGUUCUACCCAGAAGAAGAUGCAAAUUUAAAACAGCCGCGGCAUUAUUCUCUUGCAGCGAUUGUCGACCCUACCACUGCUGACCUGUUUGCUCCGCCAAAGCGCAGCACAAGCCCGUCAUCCGGUGAGUUCUACUCAGUCUACACAGGGAGUAGGCGUCAUCAACCUACAUCAGCCGAUGGCCUUUCAACCAAUUCCAGCAGCUCUCCGCCGACGGCCAUUCUGUCUUCCAGCAGUUCCGACCCGCUGGCCAGGGAAGUGGGUGGCAGUUUUAACUCCAGCCUUCUCAUCGGGGUUCCGACCAGUAAGGCUACCGAAGGCAAGUCCAGUCAGGGUAUUUUCAGCGAGGCUGAUGAAGCUCACGACUCGGCCAAGGAGGUCGAACGGUGCCCACAGCAUCAAAGAUUCAGUGUUUCAGAUGAGGGAAGUUACAAACCGGAGGAGGCGGCUACUGUCAUUUGCAGAGAUCGGAUGAGCUGGACAGGACCACCUCACCAGACACACCAAGCUCCAACAACUCGCCCCCCUAUGCGAUCCUUCCUCGCCAACGGAGACCCCACUACGUUGCUGGGGCGUAUCGUGACCGCAGAUAAUGAGCCGCAGAUUGGCUGUGCGCUAAAACGUGAACGGACACCGGAAAACGCCUCUUCAAUUUCCCUAGUUCAUCCAUCCGCGUGGGAAAUAUUUGCUGAAAGGGAAAAUUAG
Molecule: messenger RNA, 3825 nt
Organism: Spirometra erinaceieuropaei
Lineage: Eukaryota; Metazoa; Platyhelminthes; Cestoda; Diphyllobothriidea; Diphyllobothriidae
Source: the annotation of a GenBank genome assembly